GUCUAAAAUGAGAUUUAAAGGCUGGUGGUUGGGUUUUUGCGUUCUGACACGGCAUCCGGGAAUAGAAAAUUCAGCUGAUCUGACAAUUAUUGUAAUUUUUGUCGCUUUUAGCUUAUAAAGUGGAGGUUUUCUCCCUGUCUGAGUGGGGUUUGACUAUGAGAGGAGGCUGGGGAAGUUACUCCCGGCCCCUGAAGUGACAUGGAUGGACUUCCAUCCAUCUCAGUAUCCUUGAUUCAGAGCCCGAUAUCCCAACCGUCGGGAUGAAGGAAAGGGGUGAAAGUGGAAAAAGAGCCUCCACUUUCCUGCAGCCCCAUUUCCAGCCUGCCUUUAAUUGCUGGAUUCAUUUGUCGUGCAUUAUUGCGCUUACCGCUCAUUUCUGGCAGGGACUGGACCCUCCUCUUACCCUUCUUGCUGGGAGACGUGGAGAGGGGCCGAAAUAUUUUAAAGACGUUUUAAUCGCCAGACUUUUUAUUUUCUUUCUCUCCGAAUCGUAUUUACGGUUUUCUUCCCUCAAUUUUUUUGCCUGUGACUGGAAAACGCAUUAAUAAAAAAAUCUGUGGGAAGAGACGGAAAUUCAGUGAGUCAGGCUAAAGCUGCUCCAGCCAAAGAGAAAAAAGUUGCAAAGAAAAAUCUUAAACUAAACUGUGGGAUGACACACGGCGCUCGCUAAUACGGUCUGGGGUGCGAGGCAAAGUCUGCGUUGGACUGGCUGUCCCAGCGACAAACAGAGCUGCCAGAGGUACCUAUUGUUCUGCCCCUUCUUAUCUAAAUGGAGCAAAUAUCCUGUAUGUAAAAUAUAUAUAUAUAUUUUCAUCAAGAAGGCAGGACCAGCAGAGAGACGAAAGUUUCCUCCUCGAGUGACUUCACUUCCCAAAAUUAGCAGAAAAAAACGUUUCAUCCGGUUAACUGUAUCUUUUUCGCUCUGCUGCAACAACCGAAGUUAAAAAAAGAGAGAGACGAAGGGAGAGGGAGGGAGAGGCAGAGAGGAGGAGAGGGGGUACAGAGAGACAAGCAAAACUGCUGAAAGGACAGGAAGAAAAGCUGAAAGAGAGAGAAGGAUAAGGAAAAGAGAAAAACACAACAAAAAAAGAAAACCCAACAAACUUCAGGAGGCUUCGGUCGCAGGCUAAACCGGGUCAAUGUGUGGAAUAUUGCUGGUACCGGCUGGAAGUUGUUCUAGAUGGACGGCACUAUUAAGAGCCAGAGACAUGGUCUGAUGGUCUGAUCUGAUCUGGAGCAACUGGAAGCUGAUUGAGACUCUUCUGCGAAGACAAAACCAGAGGGUGCUCUGUGGUCUCUGCUUCCCCACACCCACAUUUAUCUGCAGCAUUAACACGUUACCACAUAUAAGCUUUUGCCCCACCAGCUCUUGUUGGGAGAUGACUCAUAUUUCCAGGAGGCUCUGUCGGUGGUGAGCGACGACCAGUCCCUCUUUGACUCCACGUACGGCGCUGCCACUCACCUCCCCAAGGCAGAUAUGACAGCAUCAGGGAACCCUGACUACGGCCAGCCGCACAAAAUCAACCCUUUGCCUCCCCAGCAGGAGUGGAUCAAUCAGCCCGUCCGUGUCAAUGUUAAAAGGGAAUAUGACCACAUGAACGGAUCAAGGGAGUCCCCCGUAGACUGUAGCGUGAACAAAUGCAGCAAACUCGUCGGAGCAGGGACAGAGUCCAACCCCAUGAGUUACAGCACCUACAUGGAUGAGAAGAACGGGCCUCCUCCCAACAUGACCACCAACGAGAGGAGAGUCAUUGUCCCAGCAGAUCCCACCCUGUGGACCCAGGACCACGUGCGCCAGUGGCUGGAAUGGGCCAUAAAGGAGUACGGAUUAAUGGAGAUCGACACCACCAUCUUCCAGAACAUGGACGGCAAGGAGCUCUGCAAGAUGAACAAGGAUGAUUUCCUCCGAACCACCUCCCUCUACAACACAGAAGUUCUGCUGUCUCACCUCAGUUACCUCAGGGAAAGUAGCUCACUGCUGGUCUACAAUACUCCAUCCCACACAGAAGCUUCCUCGCGUCUUGCCACCAAAGAAGGCCCUCCCAUUGCAGGGACACAAAAUGUGAAUAAGACAACCGAACAGCAACGGCCCCAGCCAGAUCCCUAUCAAAUCCUGGGGCCCACUAGUAGCCGUCUUGCCAAUCCAGGGAGCGGGCAGAUCCAACUGUGGCAAUUCCUCCUCGAGCUGCUCUCAGACAGUUCCAACGCCAGCUGCAUCACGUGGGAAGGGACCAACGGGGAGUUCAAGAUGACGGACCCCGACGAGGUGGCACGGCGCUGGGGAGAGCGCAAGAGCAAGCCCAACAUGAAUUACGACAAACUGAGCCGAGCCCUCCGAUACUACUACGACAAGAACAUUAUGACCAAGGUGCACGGCAAAAGGUAUGCCUACAAAUUUGACUUUCACGGCAUCGCCCAGGCCCUCCAGCCUCAUCCCACUGAGUCGUCGAUGUACAAGUACCCGUCAGACCUCUCCUACAUGCCGUCUUACCAUGCCCACCAGCAGAAGGUGAACUUUGUGCCCCCCCACCCUUCUUCCAUGCCGGUCACAUCAUCCAGUUUCUUUGGAGCCGCCUCCCCUUAUUGGACCUCCCCUGCGGGAAGCAUUUAUCCCAACCCCAACGUCCCCCGCCACCCCAAUGCCCACGUAUCGCCACACUUGGGCAGCUAUUACUAGAUGCUUUUCUCUUCAAGUGGCCUUGAUCAGUCUGGUUGGACUUCCGCUUUACUUCUGGGAUCUUCAUGGGGUUUUUUGGGGCAUCCUUAAUGGAUAAUUGUGGCCUUUCUGGGGAAGAAUUAAAACUGGAUAUUGGUUAUUCCUGGAUCAAACCUUUUACUUUUGUAACUUUGCCUCUUGUGUCUUGAACUGAGAGACGGAUGCUUCUUUGGGCCAGUACUCUGCGUUUUCUUUGGUUUUUAAGGCUCAUGUCCUCUAUAGGGAUUGACUAUGAAGAUCGUUCACCAUUACCUGAUGAGAGAGAUUUUUAAGGCUUCAAAGGCAAGACUUAGAUCCAACUGUGGGUCGUAGGAAAAGACAAAAACAUGGGUAUUUUCUCGCUGUGGAGGGGGUAGGCAAUUUGACCAUUAAGUGGAGGACUGCAGGGGACCGCAACUGGAAUCUUAGCUUUAAAGCAGAUGAGGAUUUUCACCCAACUGGAAAUUAAAUAUAUAUAUAUUCAUAUAUAUAUAUGUACAUGUAUAUUUUAAGAAGUAAAGGGCAUUGAAGGAACUUUUCUAGAGUGUACAGCUUCAUUAGACUCUGUAUUAACUCCAGAAACAUCAGAAGCCAGAACAAAACGUAACUUUAUGUCAAGCACAGACAUUCCUUGAGAGCAAAAGUGAAGUAAAAUACACGACAGUGGGUCCCUGGGCUCUGCCAGAGUCUGAGGGGUCGCCAAAUGCUACCGAUUCGCGAACGCUGUGCGUUUGUCAGACCGUCAUCCAAAGGGUCAACAAGUCAGAAGGCAAUUUACUGUAUAAAUUAUGCAGAGUUAUUUUUCCCUAUAUCUCACAGUUUUAGAAUAAAGAUGAAAUGAAACGAGUUGACCUCGGUCACAAAUGCAGGUUUGUUUUUUUUUUACUAUCAGCUCAGUUGUUUGUGGGUUGUUGUUUUGUUGUUUUAAUGUAAUUUGUACAUCUUUUCAAUCUGUACAUUUGGGCUGUAGCUUUGUACUUUUUGCUAGAAAAAAGAAAAAAAGUAAAAAAAAAGAGACGUGAGUAAUGUAUCUGUUGGAGAAAACCCCGGUCCUGCAAUCGGAUCCAUCAUUGACCCUCAAAUUAGCCAGAAACCUUCCAGAUUUCCCUGGGUUUGUCUAGAGAAGAGUUUUGUCUUGUGUUAGCCUGUCAUAGUUGUCUACAAGUUCACUCCACUUUGCCAACGUUUGCAUUGGAGCUGAUUGAAAACACGCACCAGCAUUCUAAAGCCACCCUUUCAAUAUAUUGUGAUGCUUUUUCACCGAAAUCCUGAACUUUGGGAAGAUCUUAACCGCUUCAUAGAAAACAUUAUCAAACGCUUCUCACAACAUCUUUUCGAAAACAUCUGCUGGGGGUUUUCAUUUAAAUGUUAACCAUAUAAAAAUUCUCAGCCAUCUCUAGUUCUGCACAUGUUAAUUUGAUGAUCCACAAAUGGCGGUUUGGUGCCGUAAACAGAAGGGUAAAACCACAAACAUUUGUGUUUUAGAGCAGAUGUCUGGGGAAAGCGGGGGGGGAGAUUUACAUGUACAACCUAUUAGCGAAUUCAUAUUAAGUGGCAAACAAUUAACAGGAUCACAAAUAUCUUGUCUAGACGUAACCUCUGGGACUCCAGGUGGGUGCAAGAUUCAGUCCACGCGCAUCUGAUUGCAGGAUGGGAGCCCAAAACCAGAACAUUAUUAGUCUGCUCAUAACUUUAAACGGAAGCACUGAUGCCAUUAUUUAACAAAAUGGAAAAAAAAAACAGAAAGAUCAAGCUAAUCAGUUUAGGUCUUAGUGCUUUUGGGGUGUUUCUAAGUAACAUUACUGCAAUAAUCGCAAGAUUUAAGUAUCAAGAAAUUACCCAUGGAAAUGGGGCUUUUGCUACUAUAUAUAUGCAAUGUACUUUUUGGGAUAUUAAAAUAUAUAUAAUUUUGCAAGUAAUCUUGGUGUUUUUUUUAAAAAAAAAAUGUAUUAAGUGUUACAAUGGAACUGUUGUAUGAAGAGAAUGAUGUAAAAAAUGUGACCAAAUAAAUGGUGGUUUUCUUCUUGAAGGCA
Messenger RNA from Columba livia (rock pigeon), 4728 nucleotides. RefSeq names its product Fli-1 proto-oncogene, ETS transcription factor (gene FLI1). Gene Ontology annotation, cellular component: nucleus. Lineage: Eukaryota; Metazoa; Chordata; Aves; Columbiformes; Columbidae. The record is from RefSeq and is a predicted model, not a curated record. The transcript is spliced from 9 exons. The coding region runs from base 1478 to 2677 and encodes 399 amino acids. Gene Ontology annotation, biological process: cell differentiation; regulation of transcription by RNA polymerase II. Gene Ontology annotation, molecular function: sequence-specific DNA binding; DNA-binding transcription factor activity, RNA polymerase II-specific.